GAUUGGCUGACGAGACGGGUAUUGGGCAAUUUUCUGAGUGUGACUCAGCUGCACGAUUUCGUAAAUUGGAACCAUCUGGUUCUCUAGAUUUGUGUAUAAAUACAUCAGAUCCAACCUCCAGAAACUAUUACUACUGAUGACAAGCAUACAGACAAGCAUCUCAAAGAAGACUAUUAUUGCCAAUACAGUGCGAAAAAAUCAUUCGACGGGAGAAAUCAGCUACAGUAUGAACAUGUCUAUUACAGUGAAAGCAUAUUUGCAGACUGCCGACGACAGUCAAGAAAUUCGUCGAUUUGCUGUGGAUCAGGGUGCAUCCACAAGCUACGAGUACCUGUCUACGAAAAUAACACAGGUAUUCCCAUCUAUUGGAAGAUCGGAUUCAUUUACCCUCUCAUACAGAGAUAGUGAGGGUGACUUGAUUGCUUUCUCUAGUGAUGAAGAAUUAGUUGACGCUCUUGGUCAGCUCAGUGAAGAUAUCUUCCGAGUCUACAUCAAACUGACUGGUAAAAAAGUCUCCCAUGAUGAGUCAAAAUGUGGUGAGAAAGUCCUUCAUCCCGGGGUGAUCUGUGAUGGAUGCGAAGGUCGAAUCUUUGGACCACGUUUCAAGUGUGCGGUGUGUCCAGACUAUGAUCUGUGUAAAGGGUGUGAGGAGAAAGGACUUCACCCAGAUCAUGAGAUGAUUAAGAUUCGUAAACCACAGAUUGGUCGUAGCCAUAUGGGGGGAUUCUCCUUCCGUCCUGGUCUCUGGCAACUCUUUGCUGGUGGUUUACGUCCCAGAAUGGCUCAGGAAUGGAACCGUAUGUGGAGACAAAGAAACCAAGAACAAACAGAGAAGUGUCCUGAAGGUGAUGCACCAGCCGAAGAAGGCGCUUCUGAGAAUCCAACUGAGGGGGCCAACCCACAGGAGGAGUAUCUGAAAAAUGUUGGUGAUGCAGUGGCUGACAUGUUGGGACCAUUUGGUAUUGAUGUUGACGUUGAUGUAGAACACCAUGGUAUGCGUAAACGUUGUGGUAAAGGUCCUGGUCCUGGUCAUCCAUGGGGAAGAGGUCCACAUGGUUGUGGUAGAGGACGUGGAGGUCGUGGUGGUCAAGGUGGAAGAUGCCAACGUCGCAAGGCUCAAGCUGAGGCAAAAGCUGGUGCUGCUAAAGAAGCAACUUCAACUGACAACCAAGAAGCAAUGAAUGAGAAUACUCCAAAGAAUCAUGAAGAAACUGCUUCACCAAUGGAAACUGAUGUUCCUGCCAAGGAAGGGCAAGGUGGAUCUAGUGAUGAAAAUGAUUGGACAGUUGUACAAGACCCGGUCAGUUCUGCACCCCAAGAUGGCACCCCUGCAAAAGAUAGUGGAUUAGCACAAGCAUUGAAACAGAUGAAAGCUAUGGGGUUUGAUGAUGAAGGUGGUUGGUUAACUAGCCUGUUAGAAGCCAAGGGUGGUGAUAUUGGUCGUGCAUUGGAUGCUAUCAAGAUGGGCCAUCACGCAAAGUGAACAUACCCACUACAAUGGAACCUACAUUGUGACUUGACAUGGAUUUGCUGAUACUGAUUUUAUCCACAUUAUAAAUAUGUUUUUAGCUUUAUCAUUAUUUAGGUGUAUUCAAAUGUGUUGACUUAAUUGAUAUGCGCUACAAAUGACCCAGUGACUGAUAACAUUUCACAAAACAUCUUUCUGAAAAAUGCAAUUUGAACCAUUUGUUUUCGAUUAUGAUUUGGAUUCUUUUUUUCUCUCCAAAUUUUAAAAAUUAGUUUUGAAAUGACUGCAUUAUUUAUUUAUUUGGAUUUAUGAAGAUGAGACCAAUAAUGCACGUUUUCAAUUGUUUAAUUAAUACGACCAAAAUAUGGCAAUAUAUUUAGAGUAUAUUUCACUGUUAAACCAUCAGUGGGAAUUACAGAUACAAAUUAUAUUAUGCCAAUUAUAAAGCUGGCACAUUUUUAAAAUGUCAUCACUGGGUCAGUCAAUAUUAAUCGUAUAUAACCAAAAAAAAAGGACUGGCAGGAACCCAUGAAUGUUUCCUACAAUAAUGAAUAACAGAAUUCUACUGUUUACCAGUUAAUAUAGCUUGUGUAUGGGAAAGCCUAGGAAAGGAAAAUCAUGGGUUCCAUGCAGUGUGUCCUUUUUAUUAUCGUUUGUGGAAGGCAGACAGACAACUAUUUUCAUAUGCCUCGGGACACUUGACCCAGCUAUCAAACAAAUGUUUAGCUGGUCAUGUUGGACCGAAACUCUCAAAUUUCAAAUUGAGGGGAAAAGUAGGAUGGCUGUCGGUUUUAUUGCACGGACGAGUCAACACUGCAAUACAUUUUGGUGAUUGAGUCUCAGCAUUGGUUGUUUUCAUCAAUAUAUUGCGUAGUCAGUAGAAAGCAUUGACAAAAUGUUGAGUUUCACAGUUAAGAAGAAAGGCCAAUAUUCCACCAAAUAAAGUUAUUUACCUGGAAAUCUGUUUACAUUAAGAGAUUUCAUGAAAGCACAAAUAACUUAUUGCCACAUAAAUAAAUUUAUCAGAGUUUUAAGGAAAUGGUAUUUAAUUUUUUAACUUUGUAUGGAUUUACCGCAUGGGUAUUAAACUGUUGAAACUUA
Messenger RNA from Saccoglossus kowalevskii, 2569 nucleotides. RefSeq names its product sequestosome-1-like. Gene Ontology annotation, molecular function: zinc ion binding; protein kinase C binding; K63-linked polyubiquitin modification-dependent protein binding. Gene Ontology annotation, cellular component: aggresome; amphisome. NCBI's taxonomy places the organism in Eukaryota, Metazoa, Hemichordata, Enteropneusta, Harrimaniidae. Gene Ontology annotation, biological process: mitophagy; aggrephagy; endosome organization. The record is from RefSeq and is a predicted model, not a curated record.